GCCCGUUAAGCAUCUGCCCCAGGACCAAGCGGUAUACCUUAUAAAGUAUACAAGAGAUGCCCGAUGCUCCUCCGCAGGUUAUGGAAACUGUUGCGAAGGAUAUGGACAAAAGGUAUCAUUCCAGCAUCCUGGAAAAGAGCAGAGGGGUGUUUUGUACCCAAGGAAAUGGACUCUUCCGACAUCAGUCAGUUCCGAACCAUCUCUCUCCUAAGUGUCGAAUGUAAGGUAUUCUUUUCUGUCCUGGCAAAAAGGAUGACUACCUACAUGGUGAAGAAUAAAUAUGUCAAUACAUCAGUCCAGAAGGGUGGCAUUCCAGGUUUCUCCGGGUGCUUGGAACAUACGGGCAUCCUCAAUCAGUUGAUCAGGGAGGCCAAGGGGAGCAAAGGAAAUUUAACGGUUGUCUGGCUCGACUUGGCUAACGCAUACGGUUCAAUCCCACACGGCCUCAUUAACACAGCUAUGGAACACUACCAUAUCCCCUACCACACCAGGGGCAUAAUUACCAGCUACUUCGGAGGAUUCAAACUACGGUUUAAAACUGCCCACUUUACAACUCAGUGGCAGGACCUGGAAAAGGGAAUCGUGACAGGCUGCACCAUCUCCCCCAUCCUGUUUGUCAUGGGAAUGAAUCUGCUCAUAACAGCUGCAGAAAAGGAAUCCAGAGGGCCAUCAAUGGAGUCUGGCAUCCGCCAACCUCCAAUAAGAGGUUUUAUGGAUGACCUUACCAUAACAACUUCAACCCAUGUGCAAGCAAGAUGGAUCUUGAAAGCCCUUGAAGAUGGAGCAACAUGGGCUCGGAUGAAAUUCAAACCGAGGAAAUCAAGAAGUAUGGUGAUUAGAAAUGGGAAAGUGACCAGCAAGUUCCAGCUGCGAGUACAGGGGGAGACGAUACCAUCAAUUGAGGAAAACCCAAUUAAGUGCCUAGGGAAAUGGUACGACGCAUCCCUGACCGACAGAUGCAAUGUUUCCAGGACAGAGAAACAGGCAGAUGCAUGGCUGAGUAAGAUCGAGGGGUCAGGAUUGCCAGGAAAGUUCAAGGCCUGGCUCUUCCAGCACGGCCUGCUACCACGGCUUAUGUGGCUACUGACAAUCUACGAAGUACCUAUGACAGCAGUGGAAGGAGUCGAGAGGCGAGUGAACAAAUACCUUCGCAAGUGGCUCGGAAUCCCACCAAGCUUCACAUCAGUAGGGCUAUACACCAGGUCUGGUCAGGUACAGCUGCCCCUAUCAUCAGUGGUGGAGGAGUUCAAGGUGGCAAAGUGCCAGCUUGUGAUGAUGUACCAAGACUCCACUGAUGAAAAAGUCAGAAAGGCAGGUGUCACUACGAGAUCAGGACGCAAGUGGGUGGCUGACACAUCAGUGGCACAAGCCGAAAGUGCAUUGAAGCUGAAGGACAUCAUUGGGAACCCAUGUGUAGGGAGGCAAGGAUUCGGAUCCACCCACUUCCAGCAGUGGGGAAAAGCAGACCCAAGGCAGAGGAGGGACAUGAUUCAAGCCGAGGUCCGACACCUGGAGGAAGAAAGGCGCAGGUCUAUGGCCGUCGAGCUUGGAGUACAAGGUGCCUGGACGAAGUGGGACAUGCCGAAGCGGAAGAUCACGUGGCCUGAGAUCUGGAGACUGGAGCCCUUUCGUAUCUCCUUCCUGCUCCGUUCAGGACGACACCCUUCCAUCACCAACAAACCUCCACAAAUGGGGUAUGAGGGAGGACCCAUCGUGUAGGCUAUGCGGAGGGAGGGGAACAAUGGCGCACAUACUGGCAGGAUGCAAAACAGCCCUUAGCCAAGGACGAUACAGGUGGCGCCAUGACAAGGUUCUCUUUGCACUGGCUGACAUCUUGGAGCG
Messenger RNA from Cyprinus carpio (common carp), 1842 nucleotides. RefSeq lists its product as uncharacterized. Bases 64 to 1719 code for a protein of 551 amino acids. The record is from RefSeq and is a predicted model, not a curated record. The transcript has a single exon. Lineage: Eukaryota; Metazoa; Chordata; Actinopteri; Cypriniformes; Cyprinidae.